Molecule: messenger RNA, 639 nt
Organism: Pseudomassariella vexata
Lineage: Eukaryota; Fungi; Ascomycota; Sordariomycetes; Amphisphaeriales; Pseudomassariaceae
Product: peptidyl-tRNA hydrolase
Exons: 1
Coding region: 1-639 (212 amino acids)
Molecular function (GO): peptidyl-tRNA hydrolase activity
Source: RefSeq, a predicted model, not a curated record
AUGUUCCGUCCCCGUUUCCUCCUCCUCAGCCUGGGCAACCCGGCGCCCUACUACGAAACCCUCCACUCAGCUGGCCAUUUUGCCCUCAACUCGGCCCAGAAAGCCCUCCGCGGAUCCCAACUGCCCUUCACUUAUACAGAUCUGGGCGGUAAAAAGUGCUUGGCCUCCCUCACUGCUUCCUCCUCCAGUCCCUCAUACAUAAUGAUUCAGUCCCCGACCUUAAUGAAUGUUUGUGGGCCGUGGGUAGCGAAGGCGUAUCGGGAGCAGCUGCAAAUGCACAAUCUCAAGCCAUCAGAGUUGAGUCUCGUCCUCGUGCAUGACGACCUGGAGGAAGACUUUGGAUCCGUCAAGUUGCGCAAGUGGAAAGCGAGCCAUAGGGGUCACAACGGAGUUAAAAGCGUCAAUGCCAGCCUGAAGCCCGCCGAAUUUCCCGGCGCAAGGUGGUCACGCAUUUCCAUUGGCAUCGACAGACCGGAGGCACGGGAUCAACAAUCCGUGGCAAAUUAUGUCCUGAGGAGGAUGACCCGAUACCAGAAGGAUGUCAUUGAUGCUAAAAUAGGACCUCGGGUCAUUGGCUGCCUCCGGAGCCUGCAGGACGACUGGGAGGAGGAUUUCGACAAGGCGUCUUCAGACCCCUGA